Eimeria maxima is the source of this 1716-nucleotide messenger RNA. RefSeq lists its product as hypothetical. Lineage: Eukaryota; Apicomplexa; Conoidasida; Eucoccidiorida; Eimeriidae. The record is from RefSeq and is a predicted model, not a curated record. The coding region runs from base 1 to 1716 and encodes 571 amino acids. The transcript has 4 exons.
AUGACAUUUGUUGUUCCUGUCAUUGCCACAAAGGCAGCUAAUGCCUACAAGACGAUUUUCUUCCAGCGUCAGAAAGGACAUAAGAAGUCCAAGCUUCCCAUAUUUUGCAUACUGGCUGUGACAGCCUUCAGCAUUUCAUCAGCUCGCGAUGUAAACGGUUUUACAAUAUUGGACGCCUCACUUACAGGCGCCGGGGGAGGAGCAGCAAACGAUCCGCAACAGCCUUACCCGCUGCUGCAAGACAGGCUGAGGAAGGCCCUUACUGAAAAAUAUCAUGAAAAUGCAGAAAGUAUCUUUGUGAGUGAAGGGGUGAACACUAGAGAAGAAGAAGAAAGUAAUGACUCUGAUGACAUUGACGAGGCUAUGCCCCCUCUUUCAACGACUGUGGACAAAUUCGACGAGGCAAUGAAUCGCGCAUGUUCACCAAGUAUAAAAAACAGCCUCUUCGACAACCUGGGACAACCAGUUACUGAGGCAGUGAAUCUUAUGGAUCGCUGGAUGAAUAGCGUAUUAGGAGCGAUGACAACUCUCGAGUCAGAUUCAACUCCGCUGUACGAGUAUCUGUCUGGAACGGGGAGUUUGACUGCUGUCAUCAAGGGCAGUUGCCUCUUCGGCUUGUCCAUUCUUGCAGUUUUGAUGUACCAAAAAAAAGGUGUACAGGGUGCGAAACAGGCAUACUGUCAAGCUUAUGCCUUUACUGAUGAAUUACUUCGAGGAAGUCCCUCACUGGGUACAAACGUCACCCAAGUAGAUGAACCGCAGUCGGACGAAUUUGAAGGGUUGCUACCUCUAAUUGAAUCUGUGGAAUCUUUGGCUCUGCUUGUCGAUGGGGAUAAUCCAAACAAUAUUGUUGAAUUGUCCAAGAAGGCUGCGACUAAUGCAUUGGACGUCGUCCCAAUGGCUGGCGAGAUGACUAGGGCUACCAAAUACCUUUCUGAUGCAUGCGCAUCAUUGUCCGCAAAGACGUCGCUUUCUGGUAGCUUCCACAAAUCGGUUUGGUGUGAUAUUCGCAAGCGUGAAUCUGGAAGCUCCGGGCUGAUCAGCACGGAAGAAAAGAUGAGCACCUCAGCUCAAAAAAUAAUUCAAAUAAACCCCAAGAAAUACGUGGAAACAAUAUUCUCAAAGGUCACGCUUCCUGCUCUGAAUAUUGAGGCGACUCUCCCCACAGAGAAUGUUAAGGAGCUAUUCUUCACUGUUUUUGACAUCCUGGGGGACACAGAGGAGACGAUCUCGAAGGUGUUGGGCUGGCUCGAUGCUGCUCUUAGCGUAGACUGUGCUAUAUACUUGGCCAUCUUGUUGCUUGUAGUCUUGUGGGCUGCUUGGUUCUUCUUUCGUGGAAGCAAGACCAAUGGUUUGAUUCCCGCACUCUUCUGGAAUGUCUUAACGUGGGUGGCUGUAGCACUUCUGGUAGUUGGUGGCGCUUUAGGGUGGAUCACUACACUUGGCAAACAAGGAUGUUCCAUACUCAUAAACAACUGCUUAGAGCAGGACAACUGGGAUCUGCUUUCUGAUUACGUACCAGUGGUGGAGCCACUGAUAUCCCAAUGCCUCACGAAAGAAGGAGACGGGGACUUGCUUGCUGGAGUCGGACUGGACGCAGCUUACGACCAAAUGCUUAAAGCGCUUCAGGAGACACUUGCCGGCUUCCCCACAAAUAUAAGUUCUCUGGACAAGGAGACUUCGGGUGUGGACCCGCCGUGGCUGGUUUAUCCAUAA